CACUGAUGCACACUGAUAGGCGGUACUGAAUGGCACUGAUAGGCGGCACUGAUAGGUGGCACUGAUUGGCAGCACUGAUAGGUGGCACUGACUGGCAUUGAUAGGUGACACUGACUGGCACUGAUGGGUGACACUGAAAGGCAGCUCAGAUGGGCACUGAUAUGUGGCAUUGAUGUGCACUGAUGGGCACUGGCAGGUGGCACUGCUGGGGCUACACAGAUCAUCAGGGCACACUGAUCAUCAGUGCCCUAAUGAUCACUGUCAGCGUGACAGCUCGUGAGGAGAGAAAUGCAGAUAACCGGCAUUUCCCUAUUUACAUGUGAUCAGCUGUGAUUGGA
This is a messenger RNA of Staurois parvus, 338 nucleotides long. NCBI's taxonomy places the organism in Eukaryota, Metazoa, Chordata, Amphibia, Anura, Ranidae. The record is from the annotation of a GenBank genome assembly.